UCACAAAAUGCAUAAUUUUAUUGAAAAUACGUUGCUCGGAAACUAAAAUUAGUGUAAAAUAUUUAAAUAAUUAAUGAAUAUGUUUAUUUCAUAAAGUUUUAUAUAUUUAUAAUAGAAUAAUAAGUGAAAAUGUUACCUGUAUUCCUAUUGAUGAAUCGGAUGGCGAACCGACGUAAAUAUGUUCGUAAAACGAUCAAAUCAGUGAAACCUGAGAAGAAAGUGCUUGACGCAGACUAUUGUAGGACAUGUAUGAGUACAGAGAAUCUCGUGGCCAUAUUUCAUAAUAAGGAAUGCGAGAAAAAGCGAUCUGAGGACUUACGACUAGUCACCGGCUUGGAAAUAAAAGUUAAUGAUGGACUCCCGCAGAAGAUCUGUGACAAAUGCAUUGAAGUCAUCCAUGUGGCAUUACAAUUUAGACGCACAAGCAAGAAGUCAGAGAAGACUCUCCUCAACAAGUACUUUGGUAAAUCGAAGAAAAAGUUUACCGCUAAAGCUAGUAAAAGUAUUAAUAAAUGUCCAAAGGAGGAAACAGAGAAAGAGGAAAUAGAUUUCAGCUAUGAGGAUGUUUUUGAAAAUGAUUUUCAGAACGAACUCGAUUUUUCAUACAGCAAUGAUGACGUCACACCGAAGAAAGAUCAAGAAAUAAACAUCUCAACGGAGAAGAGGAAACGGGAAAUCAUACCGAAUGCAACGUCUUACAAAUGUAAUAUUUGCAGCAAAGAUUUUAGAAUGAAGGCCACUUAUAAAGCCCAUAUGAGAUUUCACACUAACUACUGUGUGUGUGAGUCCUGCGGUAAGCGCUGCCGCAACAACAACCAGCUCCAGGAGCACAAGCGAGCCCGACACGGACUGGGUCGUAUCCAUAAGUGCGCAUACUGUGAAUACAGCUCCGCUACAAAGGAAGCCUUGACCAUCCACGAACGCCGCCACACGGGCGAGAGGCCGUACGUGUGCGAUCACUGCGGGGCCACCUUCCACCGCAGGUCGAACCUCGUACAACACAUCGCCAUACACUUGCCCGAGAAGAACUUCCAGUGCGACAUGUGUCCGAAGCGUUUAAAAUCACGCAAAUUCCUCCAAAUACACAAACACAACGCGCACACCGGCAAGCGUUACGGUUACCUGUGCUCGGUCUGCGACCACAGAUUCGAGAAACCGAAUAAGGUCCGCGCGCACACGAGUGUCAAAUAUGUAACAAACGUGAGAAGUCACGCAAGAGACUCCAAGUCCACGAAUACAAACGGCACCGAGAGAACAGGUACAGGUACGUGUGUCCCGUUUGCCGGGAGACGUUUGCCAGGCCCGGCAGCGUCCGGCAGCACCUGGUCAGAGCGCACAACGUCCCCCGGGAGGGGCAAGGGCCCAUCGAGAAGUAUGAGAGAAAUCUGUCAACUGUACCAGAGACAUUUAUUGAAGUUCAACAAUAAUCUACUCUAGAUAUUUUAUUUUGUAUA
This is a messenger RNA of Vanessa atalanta (red admiral), 1454 nucleotides long. Its product is annotated as zinc finger protein 567-like. The record is from RefSeq and is a predicted model, not a curated record. The transcript has 8 exons. The coding region runs from base 130 to 1437 and encodes 435 amino acids. Gene Ontology annotation, cellular component: nucleus. Gene Ontology annotation, molecular function: zinc ion binding. Lineage: Eukaryota; Metazoa; Arthropoda; Insecta; Lepidoptera; Nymphalidae.